Molecule: messenger RNA, 836 nt
Organism: Vicia villosa (hairy vetch)
Lineage: Eukaryota; Viridiplantae; Streptophyta; Magnoliopsida; Fabales; Fabaceae
Exons: 4
Coding region: 54-650 (198 amino acids)
Source: RefSeq, a predicted model, not a curated record
CUUCCCCAUCCAGUGGAUUGAAUUUUUAUUUUCAGAAAGUGACUCUGUGUUUGAUGAAAGCAAAGUUUCCAGCAGCACCUAUUCAGUCUCAUAUGGAAGUUGCUAACCAGGGCCAUUCCCAAAGCCAUAAAGGCCAUUCUCACCGCCACAAGGACCGUUCCCACCGUCAUAAGGGCCGCCAUAAGAGUCGUUCAGAAAGAAAAGUUUCUAAGAAAUACUACUCAGAUAGCUCGGAUCACUCGGAUAGCUCAAUAAGCUCGUAUAGCUCAGAUAGUUCAGUUGAUGAGAAACUUGAAAGAUCAGUUGACAAACGAAGUUUAUCACUGUUAAAAUUAGCUGACUUACUGGGAUAUCCCUACGAAGAAUAUAGGCCAGCCCUUAAUGACAUAACUGACCAGAUGGGCCGGGACGAUGUGUUGCAUAUAAUGCAUGGUCAAUAUUUAACGGGCAGACAAGACCGAUUCGAUGCUGCAACUAGAAUGGAUGAAACAACAGAUGAAAGAAGAGAUGAGGAGAAUGAGAGUUCCAAGAAAAAGAGAAAGAAGAAGAGCCGUGGAACUGAUGAUGAAAGAAGAGGGAAAAGAAAAAGAGAAAGAAGAGGUGACAAGAAUGAGAGUUCCACAAAAAAGAGAAGGAAGAACAACUAUUAAUGUUGGAGCAGUUUCUAAAGUUCUUUAGUAUUAGUUAUAGGCUUGGAGUUAUGUUUCUGUUUUGCCAAUGCACUCUUUCUAAUUUAACGUUAUUAACUAUUUUACACAAUAAUAACUAAAGAGAGGAAAUUAAAAAAGUAUCAAUAAUUUUUGUAUUAAAAAGUAAAAUUGGUAUUUAAUUUGAAA